Patiria miniata (bat star) is the source of this 1336-nucleotide messenger RNA. RefSeq names its product lysoplasmalogenase-like protein TMEM86A. The transcript is spliced from 2 exons. Gene Ontology annotation, cellular component: membrane. The coding region runs from base 456 to 1232 and encodes 258 amino acids. The record is from RefSeq and is a predicted model, not a curated record. NCBI's taxonomy places the organism in Eukaryota, Metazoa, Echinodermata, Asteroidea, Valvatida, Asterinidae.
UAAGCUUUACACAGCUUUUUAUCUUCAAGCAAACUCCAUGGCAACAAACAGUGACACGCCGUUAAUCGCGCUUUUCUAAUAUAUGCCUGCGCCAUUUCCGCUGCACGCACAUGUACAUGUGUGCACAUGUAAUAAACCACUGUUAAGCGCAUGGUGCGUAUUCCAUCUUAACUAACUGUGUGUCAAAUUUGCUUGAAGAUCAGUUUGUUUCCCCACUCGCGCUUGUGGAACAUGGAAAAUGAAGUUCGUCUGCCUUCGGCCUCUUGGCAUGUGGGACACAGACGCACUACAUUAUUCCGUGUUCCACGCACGCUCGUGGAAUUACUAAUACAUGUUGUGUACAUCCUAGGGCAGUUGAAAUUCAUAAAAAUAGCUACAAACCCUAUCAAUCGCUUGUGAUAAGAUCAUCUGGAGCACUGAAUUGUUAUCUUUCUGAGCGCACAUUUUCGCCGUUCAUGCUGUCAAUGCUUCAUUGCCCAUCUGCUUUAAAUUCACGAUUCAUCGACGAGAUGUCACAUUUCAUGACCAAAUCUUCAGUCUUGCUGCUCUUCCCCUGCAUAGUCUCAUCCUUGUUCUUUCUCCUGUACUGGGUCCCCCAUGGUGAACCUCCCUGCCCUAUGGGAGUCCUCUACAAGUGCCUCCCGAUCGUUUUCCUCUGCCUGUACGUCGGGACGCAUAUUCUCCAGGACGGCCUCACCCGGUACACCGCUUGCGUCCUCAUAGGCUUGCUGUUCUCGGGGACCGGUGACGCCUACCUGGUCUACCAAAAGGACUACUUCAUCCAAGGCAUGCUGGCGUUUGCCGUGGCGCACCUCUUUUACAGCAUCGCGUUCCACGAGCGGCCCAUGUGGUGGAAGUUCAUGGCCUACUACAUGCCGUUCUACGUCAGCAUGUUCGCCAUUCUGGCGCCGAGGGUCAGCUUCAAGGUUUUCUGGGCCGGCGUCGUGUACGGCCAGCUGAUCACGGUGAUGCUGUGGCGGGCCGCGGCACGUUUGGACUUCCGCAACCCCUCCGUCUCCAAGCUCUGCGCAUUUUGGGGGGCGUUCCUGUUCUUAGUCUCGGACACGGUGUUGUCGCUGAACAAGUUUGCGAUGCCGCUGCCCUACGCACAGUACCUCAUCAUGCCGACGUAUUACGCCUCACAAAUUCUCAUCACACUCUCCAUACAUAAAGAUGUUGAAAAGCAAGACGCAAAUUCUGUGUGCGCCAAUGGACUCAAGAAGGAAAAUUAACAAAGGACUUGCAAAAUGGCAGACGAAAGAUUUACAAAAAUAAAGACUGCUAGAUGUAGAUGUUUUUGUCUGCUAUUGAAUUGAUUUUGCUUUGACAAUUCUAA